AUGUCAAGCAGAAGGAAAGGUCAAGGUCGCCAAAAGACAGAGAUGAAAAAGAUGAGCAAUGAAAGUCAUCUGCAAGUGACUUUCUCAAAGCGUCGUAGCGGACUCUUCAAGAAAGCUAGUGAGCUUUGCACCCUCUGUGGUGUAGAUAUUGCUCUUGUUGUAUUUUCACCGAGCGAAAAAGUAUUUUCUUUUGGUCAUCCCAAUAUUUAUACGGUCAUAGAUCGAUAUCUUUCUCUGAGCCCACCCGAAAACAACGACACAUUGCAAUUUAUUGAGGCUCACCGCAGCGUCAACGUGCGCGAUCUUAAUGCUCAACUAACUGAAAUCAACAACACUUUGGAUGCUGAGAAGAAGCUCGGUGAUGAGCUAAGUCGUAUUCGCAAGGCGGUCGAAGCUCAGUUUUGGUGGGCUUGUCCAUUUGAUGGAAUGAAUAUGGCUCAACUUGAACUAUUAAAGAAAGCUUUGGAGCAACUUAAGAUUCUUGUUGUUGAACAUGCUGACAAGGUUUUAAUUCAGGGUGCUCCUAGCCAAACACUUCCAGCUUUUGUUGGCAAUGAUUCAUCUUCUAACAUUUAUCUCCAUCAUCAGCCAAAUCCUCAACAUCCUCAAAUGUUUCAACCAAAACAUUUUUAA
Vicia villosa (hairy vetch) is the source of this 633-nucleotide messenger RNA. RefSeq names its product agamous-like MADS-box protein AGL62. Gene Ontology annotation, biological process: positive regulation of transcription by RNA polymerase II. The coding region runs from base 1 to 633 and encodes 210 amino acids. The record is from RefSeq and is a predicted model, not a curated record. NCBI's taxonomy places the organism in Eukaryota, Viridiplantae, Streptophyta, Magnoliopsida, Fabales, Fabaceae. Gene Ontology annotation, molecular function: DNA-binding transcription factor activity, RNA polymerase II-specific; RNA polymerase II cis-regulatory region sequence-specific DNA binding; protein dimerization activity. The transcript has a single exon.